AGUUUUAUAAAACGAACUCGCGGAACUGAAACGAGGGAAAUGUUCACUGCAAAUGCAAAUGGUCGCUGGUGGAGUUGGUGUGUGAAGCAUUUGAUUAUCCGUUAGCAUCGCAACUCGAAUUGAAAAAUAUUUUCAUUUGCAAGAAUGGAUACGAAUAAACAACAUCGAUGAAAGAUACUCGGUUUUUUCUUUAGCAAUUGAAUAAAAAAAAAGCUUAUCAAAAUGUAUUUGUACAAUUUGACCCUCCAACGUGCCACAGGUAUUACCCAUGCGGUACAUGGGAACUUCUCUGGCAGUAAAAUGCAAGAGAUUUUGGUUUCCCGCGGCAAAUCUUUAGAAUUAUUAAGACCAGAUCCAAAUACUGGAAAAGUUCAUACUUUAUUGACCGUCGAAGUAUUUGGAAUCAUACGGUCGCUCAUGGCCUUCAGGCUGACCGGUGGCACGAAAGAUUACAUCGUCGUUGGAUCAGACUCGGGACGGAUUGUAAUUUUAGAAUAUAUUCCUGCCAAAAAUGUUUUUGAGAAAGUGCAUCAAGAAACUUUCGGGAAAAGUGGUUGCAGACGAAUCGUACCUGGACAAUACUUGGCCAUAGAUCCCAAAGGAAGAGCAGUAAUGAUAGGAGCAAUUGAGAAACAGAAACUUGUUUAUAUUUUAAACAGAGACCCCGAAGCUCGUCUGACGAUCUCGUCACCGUUGGAAGCGCACAAGAGCAACACAUUGGUUUACCAUACCGUGGGAGUAGAUGUAGGUUUCGACAAUCCUAUGUUUGCCUGUCUAGAAAUCGAUUACGAGGAGGCAGAUAGCGAUCCUACGGGAGACGCGGCAGUAAAAACGCAACAAACGUUGACUCUGUAUGAGCUCGACCUCGGUUUAAAUCACGUCGUACGAAAAUACAGCGAGCCGCUGGAAGAACACGCAAAUUUUCUUGUGUCGGUACCUGGUGGAAACGACGGUCCCAGCGGCGUUCUAAUUUGUUCCGAGAACUAUUUGACGUACAAAAAUUUGGGGGAUCAACACGAUAUUCGUUGCCCGAUCCCUAGAAGACGUAAUGAUCUCGACGAUCCGGAAAGAGGCAUGAUAUUCGUGUGCUCGGCCACUCACAAGACCAAGAGCAUGUUCUUCUUCUUGACUCAAACGGAGCAAGGAGACAUAUUCAAGAUCACGCUGGAAACUGACGAGGAUAUGGUUACUGAAAUUAAAUUGGAGUACUUCGAGCCGGUCGCGGCGAGCAUGUGCGUUUUAAAAACGGGAUUCUUAUUCGUAGCUUCGGAGUUCGGUAAUCAUUACCUCUAUCAAAUACCGCAUUUAGGAGACGAUGACGAUGAACCAGAAUUCAGUUCCGCUAUGCCACUGGAAGAAGGUGAUACGUUCUUCUUUGCACCGAGGCCACUCAGGAAUUUAGUAUUGGUCGACGAGAUGGACAGUUUAUCCCCGAUAAUGGCGUGUCAGUCUUCAUCAUCAUUGUUAUUACAUUCUGCUCAGGUGUACCCCGACGGGAUACGUCACAUACGAGCGGACAAGCGAGUGAACGAGUGGAAGGCUCCCGGUAAAAAGACUAUAGUAAAAUGCGCGGUGAAUCAGCGUCAGGUGGUGAUCGCGCUCACCGGAGGAGAAUUGGUAUACUUCGAGAUGGAUCCCACGGGACAAUUAAACGAAUAUACGGAGAGAAAGAAGAUGCCGUCGGAAGUAAUGUGCAUGGCGCUGGGUAACGUGGCGAUCGGUGAACAGAGAUCUUGGUUCCUGGCCGUCGGCCUCCAGGAUAACACCGUCAGAAUAAUCUCUUUGGACCCUUCGGACUGUCUAGCGCCGAGAAGCAUGCAAGCUCUGCCGGCAGCCGCGGAGAGCUUGUGCAUCGUUGAAAUGGGUGCCAAGGAUGCAAACAAUUCCGAGGAACUAUCGCUCCAGCACUCGAGUCUUUACUUGAACAUAGGUUUGCAGAACGGCGUAUUAUUGAGGACGGUACUAGAUCCUAUCUCGGGUGAUCUCGCGGAUACGCGUACUCGAUAUUUGGGUUCUCGACCAGUUAAGUUGUUCAGAAUAAAGAUGCAAGGAAAUCAAGCCGUGCUUGCGAUGAGCAGCCGAUCCUGGCUGAGCUACUACUACCAAAAUCGUUUUCAUCUGACCCCGUUGUCUUACGAGAGCCUGGAAUUCGCGUCUGGCUUCAGUUCCGAACAGUGUCCCGAGGGCAUCGUCGCGAUUUCCACGAACACUCUCAGGAUUCUCGCUCUCGAGAAGCUGGGAGCGGUGUUCAAUCAGAUCAGUUUCCCUCUCGAGUAUACACCCCGUCAAUUCGCGAUCCACUCGGAUUCGGCGCAUCUUAUAAUCAUCGAAACGGAACACAACGCGUACACGGAGGAAACCAAGCAACAGAGGAGGUUGCAGAUGGCCGAGGAGAUGCAAGAAGCCGCGGGUGUGGAAGAAGCUGCCGUCGCGAGGGAGUUGGCGGAAGCGUUCUUGUCCGAGGAACCGAACGAAGCCGUAUUCGGUGCGCCGAGAGCUGGCCCAGGCUUUUGGGCAUCUUUGAUCAGAAUAAUAGCGCCUACCAGGACUUUCGAGAUUCAUCGGUUGGAGCAAAACUAUGUCGCUUACUGCUUGAGUCUCGUAAAGUUCAUGAAUCAGGGCGAUCAGCUGUUCCUCAUCGUAGGCGUGGCGAAGGAUUUCCAGCUGAAUCCAAGAGUCAGCACCGGUGGUUUCCUCUACACGUACAAAGUGAACGCGGAGUGUACCAGUCUGGAGCUAGUGCACAAAACUAUUUUGGACGAGGUACCUUUGGCUAUUUGCCCGUAUCAGGGAAGGGUGUUGAUCGGUGUUGGCAGGAUGCUACGAUUGUACGACAUGGGCAAGAAGAAACUUCUGCGAAAGUGCGAGAACAAGCACAUUCCUAACGCCGUCGUUUCCAUCAACGCUAUCGGGCAAAGGAUUUACGUGAGCGACGUUCAGGAAUCCGUUUACGCUGUCAGAUACAAACGUCAAGAGAACCAGCUCAUAGUCUUCGCCGACGACACGCAUCCGAGGUGGAUAACGACGACGUGUGUACUCGAUUACGAUACCGUCGCUACUGCCGAUAAAUUUGGAAAUAUUGCCGUUAUUCGUUUGGCGAGUGGAAUCAAUGACGACGUGGACGAAGAUCCGACUGGUAACAAAGCUUUAUGGGACCGAGGUUUGUUAAACGGCGCCAGCCAAAAGGCUGACACGGCCGCUUGUUUCCACGUCGGCGAGACGGUAAUGUCUUUGCAAAAGGCCACCCUUAUUCCUGGCGGCUCGGAGAGCUUGGUCUACACGACGUUGAGCGGAACCGUUGGCGUUCUCGUCCCGUUUACGAGCCACGAGGAUCACGACUUCUUCCAACACUUGGAGAUGCACAUGCGAUCGGAACAUCCACCCCUAUGCGGCAGGGAUCACUUGUCCUUCAGGUCGUACUAUUAUCCUGUGAAAAACGUGAUCGACGGGGACCUCUGCGAGCAGUUCAACUCUAUCGAGCCGGCGAAACAGAAGAGCAUAUCGGGCGAUCUCGAGCGUACGCCGUCCGAGGUAUCGAAGAAGCUCGAGGAUGUUCGUACACGAUACGCCUUCUAACUUUAUCUAUUUAUUAAACUGGACGAUUUUUGCAUUCCGUUUCUAAGAAGGUUUGGCUUCAUUUU
This is a messenger RNA of Ceratina calcarata, 3641 nucleotides long. RefSeq names its product splicing factor 3B subunit 3-like. The record is from RefSeq and is a predicted model, not a curated record. Lineage: Eukaryota; Metazoa; Arthropoda; Insecta; Hymenoptera; Apidae. Gene Ontology annotation, cellular component: nucleus. Gene Ontology annotation, molecular function: protein binding; nucleic acid binding.